GGCGGGUGCGAUCAGACCAGGCAGGGCUGGUUUCACAACACAGAACCGGAAGAGACUGUUCGUCUUUUAGAAAAGCUCGGGAGACAGCUCUUGUCAUAGGGCUGAGCCAUGGACAGGAGACCGGAAAUGGGCGAGUCCUCAGGGGCGGUCGGCGGCGAGCGCGUCCGGGAUCUGCAGAGUGAGGUCGAAGGUGUGAAAAAUAUUAUGUCCCAAAAUGUGGAGCGAAUUCUUGCUCGGGGAGAGAACCUUGACCAUCUGAGGAACAAAACUGAGGAUUUGGAAGCAAGUUCUGAGCACUUUAAGACCACUUCGCAGAAGGUUUCCAGGAAGUACUGGUGGAAGAACGUGAAGAUGAUCAUUAUAAUCUGUGUUGUUGUUGGGAUCAUUCUCCUGUUGAUCAUUCUCCUGGCCACUAAAGUCAUACCAACAUAAUAUUUCCCAACUCUCUCUUCCUCUGUAAUCCCCCUGCUGAAAACACACAAUGUCCCCCAAUUAUAUGAAUUCAUCUGCUGGGUUUCCAUGAAGCAAUAAUUGGACUAAUCCUUCUGAAAUGUAUACUCUUCUUUAUGGGUAGGAUUGAUAUAAUUUUAUGGAUGCCUGUAUAAGUUUGUCCCAAUAGCUUGAGCGCAGCCAUAUCUACCUUGUGUUAAGUAAACACUGUUUAGUUGAUCAAUAUUAAACAUAAAGUUAUAUAUUAGAAACAUGUAUGUAUGUAAUUUUACAAGGGCAUGCAGGCCCAGAGAAGCAGCAGAACAUGCAGAUUAUAGAUGGGGAGGUAAUCGGCAGCAUAAAUGGGGAUUUAGAGGUUAGAAAUAGUUAUAUAAAACUAUAUACUUAGAGGAAUUUAAUUCAACAGUUUCUGUAGGAUAAAUGAGGCUUAAUGUACGUUCACUCUUUAUGUUAAUAAAUUGAAGGACCCUUCCUUUGGCAUAGUGGCCUUCAUCACAAAGUUAAUUCGAGAAUAUUCAGACAAUGUAUUUUGUUAAAUUCCACAAGCCUCAGACAUGCUUUUGUGGCAAUAAGGGUGUUUGGGAGUGUUUCUGUGUUUUGUAUGUCCAAACAGGUUGAAAGUAUGUAAAAUAAUGAAACUAUUCAUAUUCAUUCUG
This is a messenger RNA of Spea bombifrons (plains spadefoot toad), 1106 nucleotides long. RefSeq names its product vesicle associated membrane protein 8 (gene VAMP8). The transcript has 3 exons. The record is from RefSeq and is a predicted model, not a curated record. Gene Ontology annotation, biological process: vesicle-mediated transport; vesicle fusion; SNARE complex assembly. Gene Ontology annotation, cellular component: SNARE complex; plasma membrane. NCBI's taxonomy places the organism in Eukaryota, Metazoa, Chordata, Amphibia, Anura, Pelobatidae. Gene Ontology annotation, molecular function: syntaxin binding; SNAP receptor activity. The coding region runs from base 109 to 432 and encodes 107 amino acids.